This is a messenger RNA of Protopolystoma xenopodis, 1116 nucleotides long. Lineage: Eukaryota; Metazoa; Platyhelminthes; Monogenea; Polystomatidea; Polystomatidae. The record is from the annotation of a GenBank genome assembly.
AUGAUUGCGUUACAGGAUUACGAAUAUAAUCUCUCAUGUCCCCUUUACUUCUAUGUCCCGCACUUCUGCCCCUGUCUGUCAUUAAUAUUCAUUAUCACUAACCCAUUAUCCUCCCAGUCUAACCGUCGAAGCAGCACUGGGCGACUUAGAGCUAAGCCAGCUUCAGCUCUGGCCGACGUUGACGAGGCUGAUGAGUUGGAUAUUGAUUAUCUAACUACGCCAGGCUCUACUGGGCAAACUGGACUGGCUACCCACACCUAUUUUGUUGACUCUGAGGAUGCCAGCCGGGCGGCACUGAAUACGACGGGAACAAUGACGCUGACUCGUGGCACGACGCUUACUCGAGUAACCACACGUUACGAUCCUGCACCCAACCAAUCACCUAAUCCUCAUCUCUCUUCAGUGUUUCCUUUCCCAGUCGCCCCAGCGUCGACGAAUGAGACACUGGCAGAGGUACCACAAGUUGUUUCAUUAACUGCACAAAGAUUGGCUGGAGCAGCUGCAGCAACAAGGGAACGCAUGGCAACAAUGAACCGGCAAAAGCCUUUCAGCCGAGUACGAGAUGACUCUACAUCUGAAUAUUGCGGUUCGCCGCCAACCUACCUCGCGGGUGCAGAAUUAGCCAGUACUGAGAGCCUCGAGGUUGCUGGACCAGUUGGGCCUGACACAAGCGAAGUUUCUCGUCUGGGCGGACAGGACGUAUGGGCGCCAGCAUCCCUUGCAACGGAUCCGCCAACCAACAUUACGGUAGCAGCAUAUGACAAAUAUGAUGGACCCGAUGUGAGGUCAGGACGAUAUCCAAGACCUGGAGAUGAUGAAAGCGAUGGAGUCCUUGCUGCCGCUACCGGGAAUAGUGGUGAUAGAUGCGAUGACUCUGAAUUUUCAGGCCAGGUUGGUACCAGUGCAUCAGCAGAACUGCUGGCCAGGAGAGGCACUCGGGCACUCGAAAGAGGUCAGGUCGCUGAGACAGAAGCCAGUUUUCUGGACUUAAUUAGCGCUUCAAUACCUGGCUCUGAUGAGGAAAUUAACGAAAUAGAGAUUGAGGCUAUGCGAUCGCGUGGCUCGCUUGAUUUUGUCGCUGGUGGAACAAGGGCAAACGGCUCUAGGUGCAGAUAG